AUGUCUGCUGUUAGGUUUUCUCAUGUAAGGUUUUUACAUAGUUCAAUCAAGGGUUGUUUCAAUUUCCAAAAUGUUCAAAAUUACCCUAAUAGGGCUUUGAAUCUUGCAAGAGUUUCAAGUUUUUCGGUUGAUUUGUCGACCCGUUGUUAUUCCAAAGGAAAGUUAGAGUCACCUAAGAAGUUUGCUCAGAACCAGUUUGGCAAUUUGGCUUCUGUAUCUGGUGAAAAGGGUUUGAAUUCAGUGUUUGAUUCUAGAUUCUCUAGGGUAUGUUUUCGAAGGAGUGUUGAAUUGUCGAAUGUUUCUUCGAUGAGUCACGUGUUGAGUUCUCGAAUGUAUUCGUCGUCUUUAGGUGGGAAAGGAAGUAGGGACGGUGAAACGGAAGUGGGUGUUAGUGAUAAUGGUGGUGGUGAUUCGGUUGUUUCGGGUGAUUUGGUUGAGAGGGUGAAAGAUACAUGGAAGAGUGUUGCGGAGACUGCUUCUUAUGCCGGGGAAAAGAUUAAAGAAACUUCUGAUGAUCUCACUCCAUAUGUUCAACAGUUGCUUGAUUCGCAUCCUUAUCUUAACAUGGUGGUUGUUCCGGUUGGUGGUACUUUAACUGCUACCAUAAUAGGUUGGUUCUUUUUGCCGAGGAUUUUGAGGAGAUUUCACAAAUAUGGAAUGCAAGGUCCCGUUGCUCUAUUUCAAGGAGGCGUGCUUGGGGAGCCAGUUCCGUAUGAGAAAAGCUUUUGGGGUGCUAUGGAAGACCCAGUGCGAUAUUUAGUUACCUUCUUGGCAUUCUCACAAAUUGCUGUGAUGGUAGCUCCAACAGCUAUAGCCUCACAAUAUCUUGCUCCCACUUGGAGAGGUGCAGUGAUACUUUCAUUUGUAUGGUUUUUGCAUAGAUGGAAAACAAAUGUUUUUGCACGAACUUUGUCCAGUCAAAGUGUACUUGGACUUGAUAGGGAGAAAAUGCUUGCUCUAGACAAAAUUUCAUCUAUUGGUUUAUUUGUGAUUGGUAUAAUGGCUUUGGCUGAGGCUUGUGGUGUGGCUGUGCAAUCUAUUGUAACUGUUGGUGGUGUAGGAGGAGUUGCUACUGCUUUUGCUGCCAGAGACGUACUUGGCAAUGUGUUCAGUGGUUUAUCCAUGCAGUUUUCAAAGCCCUUUUCAAUUGGAGAUACAAUAAAAGUAUGUUGGUUUAGAUGCAAAUCAAUGAUCAUUCCCGGUUUACUUUUUAUGGGAAAUAUGAUUUUCUGA
Messenger RNA from Vicia faba (fava bean), 1233 nucleotides. The record is from the annotation of a GenBank genome assembly. Lineage: Eukaryota; Viridiplantae; Streptophyta; Magnoliopsida; Fabales; Fabaceae.